GGUUUCACAAUCAGCAAUCAAAGGAACGUGUUGAUUUCAGUAGAACGCGAAGAAAAGAACUUGAGAGGAUCGACGAAACAUAAAAAAUGGCACGUACAAAACAAACUGCCCGUAAAUCAACUGGAGGAAAAGCUCCACGAAAACAGCUUGCCACAAAAGCAGCAAGGAAGAGUGCACCUUCAACCGGUGGAGUGAAAAAACCCCACAGAUAUCGACCAGGAACUGUCGCACUUCGAGAAAUCCGAAGAUACCAAAAGUCCACUGAGUUACUUAUCAGGAAGCUUCCUUUUCAACGUCUCGUAAGAGAAAUUGCCCAGGAUUUCAAAACAGAUCUGAGGUUCCAGAGUGCUGCGAUCGGGGCUCUUCAGGAAGCCGCUGAAGCAUAUCUUGUCGGUCUGUUUGAGGACACGAAUCUCUGUGCUAUUCACGCAAAGCGCGUAACCAUUAUGCCUAAAGACAUCCAGCUUGCUCGAAGAAUAAGGGGAGAAAGAGCUUAGAUCGAUCGAAAGACAUUGCAACUGUAAAUAGGCAUACUGUAUUAAGUUAUGUUAUUAUUAAGUUUUACCUAGCAACUUUUAUUUUGAUACCGUAAAAGUCUACUGAAGACUAUUAUAUGUAGGGUAGAGGCUACUUGAUUCAUUAGAAAAUAUUUGGUUUCAGAACGAAAUAUGUAAUUGCAAAGUAAUAUGCCAUGACAAUAAUAGUCAAUAGCUUAAUCAGGCCCACUCCAAAUUUUCAUGGCAACUUUCUUCUUUAAAAUUGCGGAAGAAACUUUGUAAUUUCAUUAUAAUGCAACAUAAGAAAGGAUGUAUUUUCUGCUGAAUCUUGUGUGUAUUUAUUGUUUAAAUCAAUAACACUUUUGUUACUGUUGGAAGUAAAAUACUUUGGGCAACUAUUAUGCUUAAAUGUGAAAGAAGGGAGAAAAUUCUAGCUUUACAAAGUGGAGUUACGGGCUCAACAAUUGGCUAAUUUUAUGCAUUUUGGCUGCCCUGAUCCAAGCAUCCAUGAAGUUUAACUGUCAAAAUUUCCCACUGCAAAAAUUUUUUUGUGAGAUUUGGUAUGUGGAACAAUUUCAAAUGAAAACCUGAACUAUGCCAGGAAGAGUCUGAUUCUUGUCUGCAAAGGCCUGGUGUGGUUCUGCUAACAUGGUACAUAAUUAUUUCUAGAGAGUAGUUUUGUUGAUAAUUUCCUAUGCACCUUAAUGAAUGUAUCCUGUCUGGAUUUUGGAGAAUAGAUCCCCCUACAUAUAUAUUAAAUUACAUAUUUCACAAAGUGUAAGCUGAAUUUUAAAUCCUAAAUAAACAGUCUGGCUGA
Rhopilema esculentum is the source of this 1314-nucleotide messenger RNA. The record is from RefSeq and is a predicted model, not a curated record. NCBI's taxonomy places the organism in Eukaryota, Metazoa, Cnidaria, Scyphozoa, Rhizostomeae, Rhizostomatidae.